Messenger RNA from Gambusia affinis (western mosquitofish), 3115 nucleotides. RefSeq names its product TANK-binding kinase 1 (gene tbk1). NCBI's taxonomy places the organism in Eukaryota, Metazoa, Chordata, Actinopteri, Cyprinodontiformes, Poeciliidae. Gene Ontology annotation, molecular function: protein binding; ATP binding; protein serine/threonine kinase activity. Gene Ontology annotation, cellular component: cytoplasm. The record is from RefSeq and is a predicted model, not a curated record. The transcript is spliced from 22 exons. The coding region runs from base 295 to 2466 and encodes 723 amino acids. Gene Ontology annotation, biological process: peptidyl-serine phosphorylation.
CAGGCGGAGAUCACGUAGCCUGCUCCAGGUUGACGUUGAGCUGAUUGAGCUCGCUUCAGUUGUGAGACUUGAAGCUGAGCGUUGUUCUUAUUGAGACCCAGAGGAGCCCGGUCCGGUCAGGUCCGGUUCGGUUCACCCUGGGAUGGAACAUCCUCACCCAUUCUGAACCCACCUGCUCUGGAUCUGGUUCUUCUGCAGGUCACAGUGAUCUUUGAUAAUUCAGUCUCAGAAGACACCAUGGUGGUUUAAUUUGGAUUUCUGCAUUUUCUCCAACAGGAUCCGCCGGCCGUCAGAAUGCAGAGCACCGCCAACUACCUGUGGCUGAUCUCCGACCUCCUGGGUCAGGGCGCCACGGCCAACGUCUACCGAGGACGACACAAGAAAACUGGCGACCUGUACGCCGUCAAGGUGUUCAACAACCUGAGCUUCCUGCGGCCGCUCGACGUCCAGAUGAGAGAGUUUGAGGUUCUGAAGAAGCUGAACCACAAGAACAUCGUGAAGCUGUUUGCCGUGGAAGAAGAGACCAACACCCGGCACAAGGUCCUGGUGAUGGAGUACUGCCCCUGCGGCAGCCUCUACACCGUCCUGGAGGAGUCCACCAACGCCUACGGCCUCCCGGAGGACGAGUUCCUCAUCGUCCUCCACGACGUCGUGGCAGGCAUGAACCACCUGAGGGAGUACGGCAUCGUUCACCGCGACAUCAAGCCGGGAAACAUCAUGAGGGUGAUCGGAGAGGACGGGCGCUCCGUUUACAAGCUGACGGACUUCGGUGCCGCCCGCGAGCUGGAAGACGACGAGCAGUUCCAGUCUCUGUACGGCACCGAAGAGUACCUGCACCCGGACAUGUACGAGCGCGCCGUCCUGCGGAAGGACCACCAGAAGAAGUACGGCGCCACGGUGGACCUGUGGAGCAUCGGCGUGACGUUCUACCACGCCGCCACCGGCAGCCUGCCUUUCCGACCGUUCGAAGGACCACGCAGGAACAAGGAAGUGAUGUAUAAGAUCAUCACAGAGAAACCGUCAGGAACCAUUUCUGGUCACCAGAAGAGCGAGAACGGGAAGAUUGAGUGGAGCACCGAGAUGCCGGUGUCCUGCAGCCUGUCCAAGGGCCUCCAGAGCCUGCUGACCCCGGUUCUGGCCAACAUCCUGGAGGCGGAUCAGGAGAAGUGUUGGGGUUUCGACCAGUUCUUCGCUGAGACCAACGACAUCCUGCACCGCGCCGUGGUCUACGUCUUCAGUCUGCAGCAGGCCACGCUGCACCACGUCUACAUCCACGAGUACAACACGGUGGCGCUGUUCCAGGACCUGCUGUGCCGCAAGACCAGCAUCCCACUGCACAACCAGGAGCUUCUGUACGAGGGCCGGCGCCUCGUCCUGGAACCCAACCGCCAGGCCAAGACGUUCCCCAAGACCUCCAGGGACAACCCGAUCAUGGUGGUGAGCCGUGAGGUCGUCGCCACCGUCGGCCUGAUCUUCGAAGACCCGAGUCCACCAAAGGUUCAGCCGCGCUACGACCUGGACCUGGACGCCAGCUACGCUAAGACUUUUGCUGGAGAUGUGGGCCACCUGUGGAAAACCUCAGAGUCUCUGCUGGUUUAUCAGGAGCUGGUGAGGAAAGGAGUCAGAGGACUGAUAGAGCUGAUGAAGGAAGACUACAAUGAAAUUCUGCACAAGAAGUCUGAGGUUUUCCGCCUGUGCAGCAUCUGCACGCAGCAGCUGGAGAAGGCAGAGCACCUGUUGGAGGUUCUGAUGCAGGCCAACAUACUGAACUCGGAGUACGAAGACAUGGCAGACAUGCACAAGAAGGCCCUCAGGAUCUCGACUUCUCUGGAACCCAUCGAGAGAACAACGCAGGACAUCAAGAGCAAGUUCCUGCCUGGAGCACUUCUGACCGACAGCUGGACCCAGCAGGUCGGGACGUACCCUGAGGACAGGAAUGUUGAGAAAAUCAAGGUCCUGCUGGACUCCAUCACUGCCAUCUACCAGCAGUUCAAGAAGGACAAAGCAGAACGGCGUCUUCCAUACAAUGAAGAGCAGAUCCACAAGUUUGAUAAGCAGAAGUUGGUGAUCCAUGCUGGCAAAGCUCGCUCUCUGUUCACCGACGAUUGCGCCAUGAAGUACCGACUCUUCAUAUCCAAGAGCGAGGAGUGGAUGAGGAAGGUCCACCAUGUUCGGAAGCAGCUGCUCGGUUUGUCCGGUCAGCUGAUCAGCGUGGAGAAGGAGGUGACCGUGCUCCUGGACCGGGCCAUCAAGCUGCAGGAACAGCUUCCCCAGAAGGUUCUGGUUCUGGUUCCGAACAUGAUGAAGGCCCAGCCGUACCUCAGCCCCAACACGCUGGUGGAGAUGACGCUGGGGAUGAAGAAGCUGAAGGAGGAGAUGGAGGGAGUCAUCAAGGAGCUGGCGGAGAACAACCACUUCCUGGAUAGGUUUGGGACUCUGACCCUGGACGGAGGGCUGAGAGGCUGACCCGGUCCGCGGCGCCGUGUACAUACACUCUGUAAAUACUGUCUGACUCUGAGGGGUCCCCUGCCCCGCCCUGCUGGGGAACCAUACAUCAGAACCGCUCUGUUGGACCCAGAACCUUCCAUCGCGUUAAUGACUCCAUUUCUCCAAAACCCAGAGCCGGGCCAGAACUUCCAGCAGAACCUCCUGUUGCACAUCGAAGGCCGGAUCUUUAGCUGAAUUUUUGUUCAAAAAUAAGACGGAACAACGUUUGAGUCGUGGUGUUUUCCUUUAAAUGCUGUCUAACAAAUCACAUCAGUAUAAUCUGCAUCACAGCAUUAUGCUGCCAUAACCUGAUGGGAUUAUAAACUGCUCCUGCAGCUCAGAGUUGGGAUUACUGGAGGAUAUUACUCAUCUAGUUUUUAUUAUAUCUAUUUUAUUUUUAAUGUUCUAAAUAUGUUGACAGUGUUUCAUUGUCACAGUGACAGCAGACAAACUGAAACUCAGACAAACAGCAGCAGUCUGGUUCAGGAUUAAUAAUCCAGCUGAUAUGUCGAUAUGUUUGCAUAUCCGCCAUAUGUUCUGUAUAUUCAUGAAGGCAAAAACGUGAAAUUAAACAGCAAUAAUUGGGAUAUUUAGCCUGACAAGAGAAAAAUAAACAUUUUGAUCAUUA